AUCUGCAUCCGGGUCCUCAGGCUUCGCGCUCCUGUUGGGGUCGCUUGUUUGUUGCAGGUGUCGGUGAUCCUCGCUGUUCCCGCUUCCGAGGUCGGUGGGUCCGCUGGUUUGAACGUCUUGUGCGGCAAGCUGUGCAUCACCGUCAUGAGGCUUGUAAUCCUUGAUAACUAUGACUUGGCUAGUGAAUGGGCAGCCAAAUACAUCUGUAAUCGCAUCAUUCAGUUCAAACCUGGACAGAACAGAUACUUUACGCUGGGCUUACCAACAGGGAGUACACCUUUAGGAUGUUAUAGAAAACUAAUAGAGUAUCACAAGAGUGGAGACCUUUCUUUUAAAUAUGUGAAAACUUUUAACAUGGAUGAAUAUGUAGGACUUCCAAGAAAUCAUCCUGAAAGCUACCAUUCUUACAUGUGGAAUAACUUUUUUAAGCACAUUGACAUAGAUCCUAAUAAUGCUCAUAUCCUUGAUGGGAAUGCUGCAGAUUUACAAGCAGAAUGUGAUGCAUUUGAAAGAAAAAUAGAAGAAGCUGGAGGGAUAGAUCUUUUUGUUGGAGGAAUAGGUCCAGAUGGUCACAUUGCUUUUAAUGAACCAGGAUCCAGUUUAGUAUCAAGGACAAGAUUAAAGACUCUAGCAAUGGACACCAUUUUGGCAAAUGCGAAAUACUUUGAUGGAGAUUUAUCAAAAGUGCCAACUAUGGCUCUCACUGUUGGUGUGGGGACAGUGAUGGAUGCUAGAGAAGUGAUGAUCCUCAUAACGGGUGCACACAAGGCAUUCGCCUUGUACAAAGCAAUAGAAGAAGGAGUCAAUCAUAUGUGGACUGUGUCAGCUUUCCAGCAGCAUCCCAGAACUAUUUUUGUAUGCGAUGAAGAUGCUACUUUAGAAUUAAGAGUUAAAACUGUGAAAUACUUUAAAGGUUUAAUGCAUGUGCACAAUAAACUUGUGGAUCCACUAUACAGUAUGAAAGAAGGAAAUUGAAGGAGAUUGAAGCAAAAUUCUGCUUGGAAACACCACUUUAUUAGUAGAUGAAUUUUCAGCUAUGCAAUAUGAUAUAAAUAAUGGGAAAUACUGAAGAUUGCCACUUUAAAAAUCCAUUAUCUAUGUUUAACAUUCCAUAUUUAGAAUGUCUAUUUUAUACUAGGAUUUAUGAGAAAUAUUUGGCUUUCAAAGUUAAAUGGCUGUUUAUUAUCAAUUACAGAAAGCUACAUACCGAUCUAUAAAACAGCAUACAAAUGUCUGCUGGUUUCAUUUUAAACUUAAAGAUUCUGCACUGUAGGUACCAUGUGUGACAUGAUGCAGGUUUUUAUUUUUUAAUUAGAGGCAGACACUCCAAGCCUUUCAUUUAUCAUACAACUAUCACUGCAAAUCUUUACUCUCAGAAUGCUAUCUUUAGAUUUCUGUGUAUUACACACAUUCUUUUUUCUGCACGGUGUUGCCUUAGUCAUCUUUCAGCAGUAGUAUUUGGACAUCAAAGUCCUGCAACGUAUUGUUAGUAAAGGAAAUGUUAAGAGAUGACAGUGCUAAAUGUAGUUUGUAUCUUUUUGGAAAAUACGUGUAAAUGCAUGUUUUUUUGCGCAUCUUCGUAGCACAUUUUUACAAAUAUGCUCUUAUUUUUAUUUAAUGACCAGGGUUCAUGCCCCCCCCCCCGUAUACAUAACUUGGCAAUUAUGAGCUUUAUAUAGACUUAAAUUCUUUUGAAGAAUAUUUUGAUUAUUGCUAAAUUUCAUAAAUGAUCAGCUUUAUUCCUUAUAUAUGUCCAAAAGGAUACUACGAAAUAUAUGUAAAAUUACUGUAAACUAUUUCAGAUUGUGAUAAAUUGAAUUAUAGAUCUAUAUUGUUUUCUAUCUUUAACUCAAAUAAAGCUUAUUAAUAAUAA
Messenger RNA from Chinchilla lanigera (long-tailed chinchilla), 1873 nucleotides. It is a transcript of the gene Gnpda2, whose product is annotated as glucosamine-6-phosphate deaminase 2. The record is from RefSeq and is a predicted model, not a curated record. Gene Ontology annotation, molecular function: glucosamine-6-phosphate deaminase activity; identical protein binding. The coding region runs from base 145 to 975 and encodes 276 amino acids. Lineage: Eukaryota; Metazoa; Chordata; Mammalia; Rodentia; Chinchillidae. Gene Ontology annotation, biological process: N-acetylneuraminate catabolic process; carbohydrate metabolic process; D-glucosamine catabolic process. Gene Ontology annotation, cellular component: cytoplasm. The transcript has 7 exons.